Messenger RNA from Zeugodacus cucurbitae (melon fly), 2456 nucleotides. RefSeq names its product serine/threonine-protein phosphatase 2B catalytic subunit 1. NCBI's taxonomy places the organism in Eukaryota, Metazoa, Arthropoda, Insecta, Diptera, Tephritidae. Bases 424 to 2163 code for a protein of 579 amino acids. Gene Ontology annotation, molecular function: calmodulin-dependent protein phosphatase activity; calmodulin binding. Gene Ontology annotation, biological process: calcineurin-mediated signaling. The transcript is spliced from 14 exons. The record is from RefSeq and is a predicted model, not a curated record. Gene Ontology annotation, cellular component: calcineurin complex; cytoplasm.
AAUCCGAGAAACUGUCGAUGUGCGAUGCUCGAUCGCGAAAAGUGGAAUACGCAUAAAAUUUCGUAAAUUCGUAUUUCGAAACAGGCAGCCGCUAAACACUGUGAUUGCUAAGCGGGCGCGCUAAAUACCACGGAAGAAUUUUGUAGAAAAAGUGCUAUCUAAUAACGGAAUAUUAUUUUACGUUUAAAAAAAUAACUGUUUAUUGAAAAAUUAUAGUUUUGAUAUAAAAAAAAUUAUAUUUUUCAAACGCCAACACAAAUACUGAAUCGAAAAUUUCAAGAAAAAUAUUAAACGACAAAAUAAGCAAAAUUAAGUAUUCAAAAACAAAAAGAGAUCAUUAACACAAAAAGAAAAGAAAAUAAAUAAAUAAAUCUCCGCUGUGGAGUAGAGUAUACAAAAACAAAAAAUUUAAAAUAAAGAAAAAUGUCAUCACCCAGAAAUUCUAUAAAGAAAAAGAGCGCCGCCACAGCGACUAAAACGGCAACAGAAAAAUCACAACAAAAGCAACCACCUGCUCCAGAAAGCAAAUACACAAAGACUAGGGAACGCAUCGUUGACGAUGUGCCUCUACCGCCCGCGCACAAACUCACCAUGGACGAGGUGUACGACGCCAAAACGGGGAAGCCGAAUUAUGAUGCCAUGCGUGCGUAUUUCUUGCAAGAAGGACGCAUGGAAGAGGCUCCAGCGCUGCGUAUCAUCAAUGAGGGUGCCGCCCUACUGCGUGCCGAGAAGAAUAUGAUUGAUGUGGAAGCGCCGGUGACGGUGUGCGGCGACAUACAUGGUCAGUUCUUUGAUCUCGUCAAACUAUUCGAAGUGGGCGGACCACCAGCUUCGACGCGGUAUCUCUUUCUCGGUGAUUAUGUCGAUCGGGGAUAUUUCAGCAUUGAGUGUGUGCUUUAUUUAUGGGCCUUGAAGAUAUGCUAUCCGACGACACUCUUUCUACUGCGCGGCAAUCAUGAAUGCCGCCAUCUUACAGAAUAUUUCACAUUUAAACAGGAAUGCAAAAUUAAGUAUUCAGAAGAUGUUUAUGAUGCCUGCAUGGAAGCGUUCGACUGUCUGCCAUUGGCGGCGCUGCUAAAUCAACAGUUCCUCUGCAUUCAUGGUGGACUAUCGCCAGAAAUUUUCACUCUAGAUGAUAUAAAAAAGUUGAACAGAUUUAGGGAACCACCUGCUUUUGGACCUAUGUGUGAUCUGCUUUGGUCUGAUCCAUUGGAAGACUUCGGUAAUGAGAAAAACAGUGAUUUCUUUUCUCAUAAUUCAGUGCGAGGAUGUUCCUACUUUUUUAGUUAUGGUGCUUGCUGUGAAUUUCUGCAAAAAAAUAAUUUGCUCUCUAUAGUACGUGCUCAUGAAGCGCAGGAUGCGGGUUACCGCAUGUACCGCAAAAAUCAGGCGACCGGUUUCCCUUCGCUGAUCACCAUCUUCUCAGCGCCCAAUUAUUUGGAUGUCUACAACAACAAGGCAGCUGUACUGAAGUAUGAGAACAACGUUAUGAAUAUCCGACAGUUUAAUUGUUCACCACAUCCAUAUUGGCUGCCAAAUUUCAUGGAUGUAUUCACGUGGUCAUUGCCAUUUGUGGGUGAGAAGGUCACUGAGAUGCUGAUGAAUAUUCUCAAUAUCUGUUCGGAUGAUGAAUUGGUGUCCGGACCGGACGAUGAAUUGGAAGAAGAGCUGCGCAAGAAAAUCGUCCUUUUACCAAUGAACACGAACAAUGUAACACCGCCAGCCGCGAAACCAGUUUCUGGAGUGUCAGCGCUGCGCAAAGAGAUCAUACGAAACAAGAUCAGAGCCAUUGGCAAGAUGUCUCGUGUCUUCUCGGUGUUGAGGGAGGAAUCCGAAUCGGUGUUGGCUUUAAAGGGGCUUACGCCGACUGGCGCUUUGCCGGUAGGUGCACUCUCCGGCGGCAAGGAUUCUCUGCGUAAUGCGCUUCAAACACUGGGCGCCACACAAGAAAUCAAAUCGUUUGAAGAGGCGAAAGAUCUGGAUGCGGUCAAUGAGCGCAUGCCUCCGCGUCGUCCAUUGAUGGUGGGCGGUAGCAAUAAUAAUAAUGAAACAAUUCUCAAUAGCAGUAAUAAUAACGGCACAAGCAAUAAGAGCGCCACCGACAUUAAUCUCGCCAAGAAGAUUGUGAAACCGGCGACGGUGCGCUCCGCCAGCAAAUUUUAAUAGACUGUAGUUAAUAGGUUUUUUGUAACUAUCAUUUAGUUAUCUAUAUGCCUUUAAUAUUAAAUGCUCAUUUUUUAUUUAUUUUCCUAUUCGAUUUUUGUUAUGUUUGAAUAACGUAAAUUUUAGUUAAUUUUGCUUAGAAAAAAUUUACAAUUUUGUUAUUUUGCUAAGAUAAGAGAUUGUUUACCCGUAGCACUAAAAUAUGUAAUUUACGCUGUAUGAGAUACUUGACAGAGUAUACUUUGUUAGUUGUUACGCUCAUUUGUUAUAAAUAAAUAAAUAAUUAAAAUUUA